Molecule: messenger RNA, 231 nt
Organism: Linum tenue
Lineage: Eukaryota; Viridiplantae; Streptophyta; Magnoliopsida; Malpighiales; Linaceae
Source: the annotation of a GenBank genome assembly
AUGCUGCUAUUACUAAUCGAUUCCGGGAGUUAUGUUCACGGAACUGGGAAGUCUCGUGUUACCAUAUUUAUAGAGAGGGGUAAUAAGUGUGCCGACUAUCUUGCUAGUAGAGGGCAUUCCCUCCCGUUGGGUUCUCAUAUUGUUCCUAUUUCUGAUCCUGGUUUAUACCACCUUCUCAUGUACGACUGUCAAGACCUUUCCGAGCCUCGUUGUGUUAUGAAUGAAAGUUGA